Sorex araneus (European shrew) is the source of this 1052-nucleotide messenger RNA. Its product is annotated as SLA class II histocompatibility antigen, DQ haplotype D alpha chain-like. The record is from RefSeq and is a predicted model, not a curated record. Gene Ontology annotation, biological process: immune response; immunoglobulin production involved in immunoglobulin-mediated immune response; positive regulation of T cell activation. The coding region runs from base 58 to 825 and encodes 255 amino acids. Lineage: Eukaryota; Metazoa; Chordata; Mammalia; Eulipotyphla; Soricidae. Gene Ontology annotation, cellular component: membrane; MHC class II protein complex. The transcript is spliced from 5 exons. Gene Ontology annotation, molecular function: MHC class II protein complex binding.
UCUACAUACAUAUAUAACUCAUUAGAGCAACUACUUGGAACCUCUUUAAAGAAGAGAAUGAUCCCAAGGAGAGCUCUGAUCCUGGGGGUCCUCUUCCUGGCCACAAUUUUGAGCCCCUGUGCAAGCCAAGAAAUUAAGGCUGAUCAUGUCGGUGCCUAUGGUGCACUAUUCUAUCAGAGUUAUGGUCCCUCUGGCCAGUUCACCUUUGAAUUUGAUGGAGAUGAGGAGUUCUACGUGGACCUUGACAAGAAAGAAACUAUCUGGUGGAAGCCUGAAUUUAGUCAGUUUGGAGGUUUUGACCCUCAGGGUGGUCUGACAAAUAUAGCUACAGCAAAGCAUAACAUAAACAUCUUGAUGAAACGUUUCAAUGGUACUACAGCCAUUAAUGAGGUUCCUGAAGUGACUGUCCUUCCCAAGUUUCAUGCGUUACCAGGUGAAGCCAACAUCCUCAUCUGUCUUGUGGACAACAUCUUCCCUCCUGUGAUCAACAUUACAUGGUUGCACAAUGGACAGUCCGUUAAAGAGGGUGUUUCUGAAACUAGCUUUCUUACCAAAGAUGAUCACUCCUUCCUCAAGAUAAGUUACCUCACCUUUAUCCCAUCUGAGGAUGAUAUUUAUGACUGCAAGGUGGAACACUGGGGCCUGGACAAGCCACUUCUGAAACACUGGGAAUUGGAAAUUCCAGCUCCAAUGUCAGAGGUGACAGAGAAUGUGAUCUGCGCCCUGGGGCUAAGUGUGGGACUUGUGGGCAUCAUGGCAGGCACCAUCUUUAUCAUCCAAGGUCUGCGCUCAGGUAGUGCCUCUAGACCUCAAGGGCCCUUAUGAGAUGCACCCUAUAGAUGAAGUAUUCUUCCAUCGUCUCAUCUCUCCUUGAAGCAUAAGAUCCUGUAUCUCCUGAAGAAGUGCAAACACCUUAUAAUUUUUACCCAAACUGCUGAAAUGUCUUAAUUUUCAAUUGUUACAUACUAUAGAGAUUCUUGGGAGAGUUUUCCCAGUAUUCUUAUCCAUUGUGGCUGAUAGAAUAUUUCCUAAAAAGCAAUAAAUCAACAUUU